Molecule: messenger RNA, 2652 nt
Organism: Colossoma macropomum (tambaqui)
Lineage: Eukaryota; Metazoa; Chordata; Actinopteri; Characiformes; Serrasalmidae
Product: kinesin-like protein KIF1C
Biological process (GO): regulation of protein localization
Cellular component (GO): adherens junction
Molecular function (GO): cell adhesion molecule binding
Source: RefSeq, a predicted model, not a curated record
AUGGGGUCCAACUGGGGGGGCUACGAUCCCCCAGAACCCCCUGAAACAGAGAAGAUCAUCGCUGAGCUGAAUGAAACGUGGGAGGAGAAGCUGAGGAAGACGGAGUCUAUACGACUGGAGAGAGAGUCUCUGCUGGCAGAGAUGGGCGUGUCUAUUAAAGAGGACGGGGGAACUGUGGGAGUGUUUUCACCUAAAGGAACUCCUCACCUGGUGAACCUGAAUGAGGACCUGAUGUCGAGUGUCUGUGUAUACAUCAAAGAGGGAGUGACCAGGGCGGGUCAGAAGGAUGUGGAUAUCCGGCUGAGUGGACAGUUCAUCAAAGAGCAGCACUGUGUGUUCUACUGUAACACCAACAACCAUGGAGAGGUGGUCGUCACACUGGAGCCGUUAGAAGGGGCGGAGACUUACGUCAACGGGAAACAGAUUACUGAACCAACGGUGCUCAAACAAGGUAAUCGUGAUGGGAAGAACCACGUGUUCCGCUUUAAUCACCCGGAGCAGGCUCGGCUGGAGAGAGAGCGCACCGCCAACUGUGAGCAGCAGGGGGAGCCAGUGGACUGGAGCUAUGCCCAGAGAGAACUGCUGGAGAACCAGGGCAUAGACAUCAAACUGGAGAUGGACAAGAGGCUGCAGGAUUUGGAGCUUCAGUACCGCAGAGAGAAAGAAGAAGCUGAUCUGCUACUGGAGCAACACAGACUGUACGCAGAUUCAGACAGCGGUGAUGACUCUGAUAAACGCUCCUGUGAGGAAAGCUGGAGACUCAUCUCUUCUCUCCGAGAGAAACUACCAGCUAACAAGGUGCAGUGUAUAGUGAAGCGCUGUGGAUUACCCAGCAGUGGUAAGCGGCGUGAGCCCCAACGCGUGUAUCAGAUCCCCCAACGCCGACGUAUCAGUAAAGACCCCGAGAGUGUGACGGUGUGUGACCUGCAGCUGCAGGCCGUCAAGGAGAUCUGCUACCAGGUGGCGCUGGGGGAUUUUAAACAUACUCUGAGGGAGAUCCAGGCUCUGGCCAUCGUGAAGCUGAAGGAGCUGUUCAGGAUGUACGGUAAGAAGGAGCCAGAGGACCGAGAGCUGUGGAAGGAAGUAGCCCAGGACGUGUGGGAGACAGUGGGCGUGGGCGAGGAGCGUGGGCAGGAUGUGGGCGUGGCCUCAGAGGGAGGGGCGAGGCAGAAAGGCGUGUACGACCUGAAGGCUCACCUGGAGAAGCUGACGGACAUCCUGCAGGAGGUGAAGGAACAAAACAACCUGAAGGAUGAAGAGAUCCGAGCGCUCAGAGACAGAAUGAUGAAGAUGGAGAGAGUCAUACCAGCAGUGCAGCAGGACGACGGCUCAUCAGAAGACCAGGUUUGCGAGGACACUGAGGCAGAUGAGGGGCGGUGCAUUGAUCAGGAUGGGUGUGGCACCAUGGGUGUCCAGUCCAAUGAGGACCGAGUGAAGCGGCUGAUGGAGGAAGACCCCGCCUUCCGCCGGGGGCGUCUCCGCUGGCUCAAACAGGAGCAGACUCGCCUCCAGAACCUGCAGCAGCAGCAAAUCACCAAGCGGCUACGACGUGGGGGCGGAGCUGGGGCCGUGACUGGAGAAGGAGGCGUGGUCCAUCUGCCCGGAACCGGCCGGUUCAUCCCUCCACAGGAAUGCAAGCUGAAGUUUCCCUUUAAGAGCAACCCACAGCACCGGCUGUCCUGGAGCCCCGCCUCCCUGCAGGCCCUGCCCACUGGGGAGGAGAGAAGUGAAGGGGAGGAGCUGAAUGACAGUCAGUCUCCACCCACAAAUCUUGUGGCUCCACCCACUGCAGCCCAGGCAGUGGCUCCGUUCCUCCCUGCUCCCUUCCAGAUGCCGGCCGUCAUGGGAAACCAGCGCAUGCGUACACCUUCUCCACAUCGCACCUGGCAACCACGUAACUAUGAUGGCGGUAGCUAUGGCAACAGCGGUCACUUCCCCCAGCAGCAGCAGUGGCGCUACAGGCGGAACUCUCUGGACAGUUCGACAGCUUCCAACAGGCAGGGUCGCUACGGCAACCCCAAUGACCAGCAGCAUCUGCAUCAGCAGCCGGGGGGGCAUGGUCGCUAUCGGCGGCAGUCGCCGAGCCCCGGAACGAGAGGAGAGGCGGGACACCAGCCUAGAGACGGUUACUAUGGCAACCAGCAUCACCACCCCCACCACCACCCUCAGCAACAGCAGCAGUUUAUCCCUCAUUUUCAGAUGUACCAGACUCCGCCCCCCGCACACGCACACACGCUACCACGCAACAUGCACGCCUGGGGAGGGGUCCCAAAAUUCCAGGGGUACACCACGCCCCCCCGCAUGAGGCGUCAGUACAGCGCCCCCGACCUGAAGAGCAAGGAAACACCCGUCUGAGUGUGUGUGUGUGUGAAUGUGAGUGUGAGUGGGUGCGGCAUGUUUUGCUGACCUUUGUUGCUUUGAUGCUGCAGCUGUGAUGUCAUUGUGAUGUCAUAUGUAACACAGUGAUGUCAUUAGCUGAUUAGCGCACUGACCUGAGCUACGCUAGCACACAGCACUGAGACAGCACACUCACAACACCAAAUAACUAAACACACUCUGUCCUGUGUGUGUGUGAGUGAGUGUGUGUGUGUGUGUGUGUGUGUGUAUGAGUGUGUGUGUGUGUAUGAGUGAGUGUGUGUGUGUGUGUGUAUG